ACAAGUUGGCAGCACUGCUACUACAUCGGUGACUCUUCGUGUGUGUUGGUGUUGCGUUAAUAAAAAAAAGUGUAAAUACUUAAGAAAAUUUUAGAGUUGACAAAUCGAAAAAGUCACAACGGGUCGUGCGUCAACUUUAACCAAACAAUGCAAAAUCAAAUAUGUUUUCCACUGCAUACCGGAAAAUAAACAAAUACAAGAAGCAUAAAGUAUGCAGAAAAUUAAAUACAAAAGGAGCAUUUAAGUGUUGCGUGUGAACGAAAUUCAAAAGAAGAAUUCAAAAAAGCUAAAAAUCUUAAAAAAUAAAAAAAAGAAUAACCAACGUGUUGUGCUCGUUUUUUAAUUUAAAUUACUCACAAUUAUAACAAAUCUUCAUUGCAUUUAUACAAAACAAAGAAACAAACAAGAAGCGCAAACAGUGGAACAAAACAAAAAGUUGACAAGUAAAUAUAAAUGCAGCAUUAAAUAAUCUAAAACAUAGUCUAAAAACAACUACACACGUUCCUUAAAACUAAUGUUUUCCAAACGCAACUAAAUUAAAUCAAACGAUAACGAUAAAACCACACACGUCGUGAAGCAACGGAAACAUCACCUCUUAAACCAUAAAACCACAUAGGAAUUAUACAUAAAUUACUUACUUACAUAUAAUAUAAAUGUAAUAUAUAUUUAUACAUAUAACCAAUACGACACCGAAUUAAAUUAACUGCAGGGAAACAAUACGAAGAAAAAGCAACAGCAAACAGCUAAAUUAUUAUUAUUAUUGUUAUUAUUAUUAUUAUUUAGUGCCGGACUAUAUAACGACCACAGAUUUACUUGAUUAACAACAAAAGAGAAAGAUCCAUUGAAUAAUCUAUUCAUAAACUGCAUCGUCGUCGACAACCAGAAAACAGAAUAGAAAGAAUCACAGUUUAGUGCGUGUUUAUGAGUAUCCGGAAUACUACGUGAAUCAGUUGAAAUCGUCCUGUUCGAUGUUGUCUUUGUAUUUGUCAGUGAGAUGUGCAAAAGUCUGGUCAAAAACUGAGUCAACUAAUUCCUCACUACGCACCCACACAACCACAUAGACACAUACACGCACAAAAGAAGCCUUGGAGGGAAAGAGUAAGCAAUAGCCAAAUAGAGCCUGAGUGUCAGUGGGGAAACAGCGAGCAACGCCAAAGUACAAAUGUCCAUGAGCAACUAAAAUCGAAAAUAAAAACAAAAUAGGCAUUCAAAAAUUAUAUGGGCCAACCUUAGAGAGCAACAACAACACCAAAAGAAAUACCAGAAACUGUCCUUGGACAGGACAUAAAAAACUGCAAUUUAUCAACAAUUUGUCAUAAGCACAGUGUGAGCUUGUGAAUAUCGCAAGAAGAGGGAAUAACCACAAUUGGAGGAUCAAAUCGGAAUUCACCGAUUUUCGCAAGUCACGGAGCGUCGAGCAGGAAGUGCGGAACGCGUAAGCGUCCUUAAAUCCAGUUAGCAUGGAGUGCUGUUUAUCGGAAGAAGCCAAGGAACAAAAACGGAUCAAUCAGGAAAUCGAGAAGCAGCUGCGACGUGACAAGAGAGAUGCGCGCAGAGAACUUAAACUUCUGUUAUUGGGCACGGGCGAGUCCGGAAAAUCAACGUUCAUCAAACAGAUGCGCAUUAUACAUGGCAGCGGGUACUCGGAUGAUGACAAACGAGGCUACAUCAAGCUGGUGUUCCAGAACAUAUUCAUGGCCAUGCAGUCCAUGAUCAAAGCCAUGGAUAUGCUCAAAAUAUCCUAUGGUGUUGGCGAACAUAUUGAGCUUGCUGAUCUGGUGAUGAGCAUUGACUAUGAAACAGUUACAACCUUUGAAGAUCCAUAUUUGAAUGCCAUAAAAACGCUAUGGUCCGAUGCUGGCAUACAGGAGUGCUAUGAUCGACGAAGAGAAUAUCAAUUGACAGAUUCCGCUAAAUAUUAUCUGAUGGAUCUCGAUCGUGUAGCUCAACCUGAUUAUUUACCCACUGAGCAAGACAUUUUAAGAGUUCGUGUGCCGACAACGGGGAUCAUUGAGUAUCCCUUCGACCUAGAAGAAAUCAGAUUUAGCUAUUUAAACGACAUAAAGCGCAUUGAGCAGACUGAUUAUUUGCCCACUCAGCAGGACAUAUUGAGUGCUCGUGUGCCAACAACUGGAAUACAUCAGUAUCACUUUAAUUUGUCUCCAAAUACAUUUAGAAUGGUAGACGUCGGAGGACAGCGUUCGGAGAGAAGAAAGUGGAUUCAUUGCUUUGAGAAUGUCACCUCAAUAAUAUUUUUGGUAGCGUUAUCUGAAUACGAUCAAAUCUUGUUUGAAUCCGAUAAUGAGAAUCGUAUGGAGGAAUCAAAAGCUUUAUUUAGAACUAUAAUUACAUACCCAUGGUUCCAAAAUUCAUCAGUUAUUCUCUUCCUAAACAAGAAAGAUUUGUUAGAGGAGAAAAUCAUGUAUUCGCAUUUGGUGGACUAUUUUCCUGAGUACGAUGGUCCACAGCGAGAUGCAAUAGCAGCCCGUGAAUUCAUACUGCGCAUGUUUGUAGACUUAAAUCCAGAUUCCGAAAAGAUUAUCUAUUCUCAUUUCACCUGUGCUACAGAUACUGAAAAUAUAAGGUUUGUGUUUGCAGCUGUUAAGGACACGAUUCUGCAAUCCAAUCUUAAGGAAUACAAUUUGGUCUAAACUGGAUUUGGAUCAGCAAACUAUUUUUGUGAUUUUUAUUAUACAUAUACAUAUAUAUAAAUGUAUAAGUGUAUGUAUAUGCAUAUAUAUGUAUGUAUAUAUACAUAUAUAUUAAAAAAAUAUAUAUACAUACAUUCAUAAUUCCUUUUUCGCAUAUUAAUUAAUAUGAAAACAAACACAAGAUAACUAAUGAUGUUUGCCGAAGAUUAAGCAUUAGAACCAAACACAAGUUUCUUAAAUUGUAACAUCAGGAACCGGACAGAAGAAUGUAGCGUAAAUUAUGAAAAUUAAUAAUAAUACAAUUGAUUGAUGUAUACAUUUGAAUUUGUUUGGAUUAUAUAAGAAAAUUAAAUAACAAACAAAAUUCAACUAACUUCUGAUACCAAGUACGAUUAACGUAAUAAUAAUAUUUAAAAUUCAUUAUUAUAGAACUUUUGUAAUAAAAUUUAAAGAAAAUGAAAAAAAAUCAAAAUAAAACAAAUAAAUUUAAUUUAAUUAAAAGCUUAAAGGAUCAACAAAUGGAAACAAUUUUUGUCGUACUGAAGCAUAAAUUUUACUGAAACCAACCAACAAAAUGUAACUUAUAAACAAAUAGUAAUUUUGCAUAAACAAUAUAUGUUAGAAGUUUAUCAUACUAAUUUAAAUAUUACACACACCCGCACCCAUAAACACAACAACAAGAAAACAGAAUCAUGUAAACUAAUAACAAAAACAAAACGCAGAUAUAAUACCGUAUUAUAUACUGUAUUUUCAUUAAGAUAAUAAGUGAAUAUUGGCAACAAUUGUUUACCGAAAUAUUUAUAAAAAAAAACUUUAAAAAAAUACGAACCCAUAUUAUGUGUAUAUACAUACAUACAUACAUGCAAACAUUACAUACAUACAUACGCACAUAGAUACAUACAUACUAUGUAAUGAUUAAAAACUAAAUUAAUUUGUAUUGCGAAAAAGAAUCAUUCAGUGUAAAUUAUAAAUCGUACUAAUACACAAAAUGGGAAGCGAUUAUGAACGUGAUGAUUAAGAACUAUUUAAUGAUAUAAUGAAAGAAGUAACAAAAACAAAUUAAUUAUCGCAUUUGUAUUUUACAAAUCGAAACCAGAUUUAUAUCUUAUCUAAGUAAAAGUAACAUCUACGUUUGUCAAAGAUUCAAAGCUGCAACAUAACUAUUAUUAACAACAACAGCAAAUAUAACAACAGUCAUAUUCACCAAUAUUCAAACUAAUUAAUGCCAAUACGUUAUACAUAUUUACAUGCAACUAAAUAAUAACUAAUACAAAAUGCAGCUGAUCUUGAUGCCAUCAAACAAUUUCCAUAAACUAUACAAAGGAAAACAAAACGA
This is a messenger RNA of Drosophila innubila, 3987 nucleotides long. RefSeq names its product guanine nucleotide-binding protein G(q) subunit alpha. The record is from RefSeq and is a predicted model, not a curated record. Bases 1461 to 2651 code for a protein of 396 amino acids. Gene Ontology annotation, biological process: phospholipase C-activating dopamine receptor signaling pathway; adenylate cyclase-modulating G protein-coupled receptor signaling pathway. Gene Ontology annotation, cellular component: heterotrimeric G-protein complex. The transcript has 11 exons. Lineage: Eukaryota; Metazoa; Arthropoda; Insecta; Diptera; Drosophilidae. Gene Ontology annotation, molecular function: GTPase activity; G-protein beta/gamma-subunit complex binding; G protein-coupled receptor binding.